This is a messenger RNA of Hyalella azteca, 881 nucleotides long. RefSeq names its product blastula protease 10-like. The transcript is spliced from 6 exons. Bases 90 to 881 code for a protein of 263 amino acids. The record is from RefSeq and is a predicted model, not a curated record. Gene Ontology annotation, biological process: proteolysis. Gene Ontology annotation, molecular function: metalloendopeptidase activity; zinc ion binding. Lineage: Eukaryota; Metazoa; Arthropoda; Malacostraca; Amphipoda; Hyalellidae.
CCAUAACAGCGUGUCCGGGACCCUCCGCUGCUAUAUAAGAAAGCGUGCACCACAACUCGGCCUUGUGUUGAUAAAGUAGCGGCGCUGCCAUGACGUUCACAGUCGAGCUCCUCGUUUUGAUAACCGCCUACCUUACCGUCGCGUCCAGCGCAAUUCUGUUGCCCAUUGGGCAGUCAACGAUAGUGCCUAAGGAGCUGGACCCAGAGACGUUAUCAGAGCACGCGUUCGAGGGCGACAUCGUGCUGACGCAGCAGCAACGUACGGAGGCCGUCACGAGGAAGGCGACCCCCUACAGCGUACUGCUGUGGCCCUCCGACCCCAGCGGCGUCAUCUCUGUGCCUUACACUUUUGGCGACUCCAUCAUCAACCGCACGGGCGUGCAGAAAGCCAUCGCGCACUGGCAGGACAAGACGUGCGUGACGUUCAAAGCAGCAGACCCUAACUACACCGGCGCUCGCUUGAUUUUCUUGAACAGCAACCAGUGCGCCUCCUACAUCGGCAGGGUGUCUGACCAUGGCCAGCAGAUCUGGCUGCACCCAAACUGCGUGUCUAAUAUUGGUUCAACUGUCCACGAGAUCGGGCACGCAUUAGGCUUCUUUCACGAGCAAUCGCGAUCUGAUCGCGACGAGUUUGUGGAAAUAAAGACGGAAAACAUCAGUCCAGAGACUAUAAGUAACUUCGGCAAGUACCAAACCAAAAACUAUGAAGUGCCUUACGACUACCACUCGGUCAUGCACUACGGUAGCCAUUUCUUCUCCAUGAACGGCAAAGCAACGAUUGUGGCUAAACAGGUUCUCGCUCAGCCGUUGUUGGGGAACCGCCUCUGGCUCAGCUUCAUGGACAUAAAACUGGCUAAUAAAAUGUACGGCUGUUCCGACUAA